AUGUUACGACGAACCAGAAGAGCAUCAACAGCUUGCUUGUGGUGUCAUCACCGCAAGGUGCGAUGUGAUGCCUCGAUCCUAGGCUGCCCGUGCACGCGCUGUCGCCAGGACGGUCGCAGCGAUUGUGUUCUCCGAAGGAAGCUACCAAAACAGCAUGCCCAAAGAUCAAAAGAUGUCGCUAGCCAUACUUGUUCGCCACCUGAUAUUCCUUUCGAUGAGAGUGUCUCCCAAAAGACGUUAAAAAGGCCCGAGAGCUCAUACCAUUCAACGGAAAUACGUGGUGUAUACGACGAUUCAAACGCGACAGACCAGGACACCAAAUCGUCUCAACUCGAGGAUUAUCCAUUCCUGUGGUCGGAUGGGCUGACAUCACUUGCGCCCGAAGACCUCGCAUUUCUCGGUUCCAGAGGCUCCUUGAGCAUCCCCAACCGGGCAUACGCGAAAGAGUUCGUUACACAAUACUUCCUUCGAAUUCAUCCAAUUCUUCCGGUAUUAGAGGAGAUCCAAUUUUGGCGUGCCUUCGAGGGAGAUGGUACGGAGAAAGUCUCACUUUUUGUGUUCCAAGCCCUUCUGUUCGCAAGUUGUCCGUUCGUUCCAUUGGAGACGCUGCAGCGAUGUGGAUUUGCAGACAAGCGGGAUGCGCGGAAGAAAUUGUACAACCGAUCGAAGCUCCUUUACGACUUGAUGGUAGAGCCAAAACUAUCCGCGAGAGCACAGGGGGCAAUACUUCUCACUCACCACACAUCGGCAGAGGCACCGCAGGCGGGAAGCCUAUGGUUGACGCGCGCAAUCGAGAAUGCAAUGCUUAUUGAUACCAAGCCUUCAGUGACCAUUGAAAAUGUCCCAGGCUCAGUAAACAAACGGUUGUGGUGGUCUAUCCUACUUCGAGAUCGAAGUCUUUGUAUCGGUCUCCGUCGUCAACCCCAGAUCGCAUCGCACAAUCUCCACGGUUGCCGCGACUGGUUGAGAGAAGAGGACUUUGAACAUGAGAUGCAUGGCUCACCAGUCUACGACUAUGGAUCCAAAAAAGCUCUUUUUGUGGCCCUGCAAGAUCAAUGCCGAUUGGCCGUUCUUCUCACAGAUCUUGUUUCCUUGAUUUUUACUCCUCGCGUGACGACGGCAGCUUCAUAUUCAAAAGACGCUUUCCGGGCACUGAUGUGCACAAUUGAAGAAAUCAAAAAAUCUCUCAUUUCUUGGGAAUCAAAAGCACAGGCACCACACAACUCGGAUGGUACAGCAAGUCGCCAUGACCCUUCUUUAGCCACAAAGAACCUGACAUUCAUGUACUAUCAUGCGGCCCGCGUCGAUCUUGCGCAAUACGCAGCCCUUGCUAUCGAGGAGCACCUUGCUCUCACAACGCAUGUCUACAGGGAAGCGGUACUUGGGAUUGGUAAAGACUUGAGUGCCGGUAUCAAAGGUUUGACCUCUGUCAUGGAAUACUUUAGCCGUAACGGGCAAGUGGAAAAUCUACCUUUGAGCGUUCUCGGUUACGUUGGAAUGCCCCUCAUCCUAGCAGCGAUCGAUCUGAAGCUUUCACCAUCAUGCGAUGAAAUGAAGAUCCGACAGAAACGCCUGGAUUCCCUGAGUAAAAUUAUUCGCCUUUCUGAAUCUCUCUACGAUGUUACAGACUUUGUCGCAGCUGGAACCAAUCACAUACUCCAACUUGCCUAUGUGACUACGCAAAACUUCUUUCUUCCGAGCGGGUCAUUCGCAGGAAUGAUAAAUGACAGGGAGGAGCGGGACCUGAUCGAGAAACGAAGAAAUCCCCAAGCUCGAAACUUGACCAGGCUUGAAAACACAACUUCCAUACGCGCAAAAAGCUGGCUUGAUGCUUUUUUCCGAUGUCCCCGAGCGUAUCUAUUGAUAUCGACAUCAGUGGAUUAUAGCCUUUCGGUAGGUCGUCUUCCCUACGACACAUCUCUGCCAGCUCUAGUUCGCGAUAUUCCAGCAAUGGGUUCAAUAACGCAGCUUCCUUGGACUAUCGAUACAAGUUUGACGAAUGGCACUCCUCUAUAUGAGGAUAGAGGUGGUGCUUCAGGCCGCUCGGAGUUUAGCGAGGGGUCAUUCAACUCAGAGAAAGGAGCUUCUGCAUCAAAUACGCAAAUGCAGGAGAGAAGGACGAUGAUUGAGAAUGUGCCUGUCCAACAGACCCCAAUGUCUGAAAAGAAAGAGUGGGAUGAGAAUAACACGCACCACAAUGAUCUCCAGAAACUCAUAUUUGAACCGAGGGUACCUAACCUGGAAACAUCAUAUGAGCCCAUUACCAGUGCCGUGAAUCUCGACUUCUUGGAUUUAGAUGUCAGUUUGGAUGGCGAGGGCAUCAUGUGCUACGACUCGCCUAUCAAGUCUUAUGAUAAUGUUGGCCCCCCACCGAUAGGCAUCGUGGGCGAAAAGGAUAUCCAUGCAGGGAAGCUGGCUCACAUGGGGAUUGGCGGUGGCCUGAAUCCAGGGUUCCCCAGCGAAGGUCUCGAUCCGAUUCUCUUCGACUCCUUGUUUCAUGAUUCAUCAGGUGGUGGCUAUUUUAAUGUAUGA
Messenger RNA from Penicillium subrubescens, 2532 nucleotides. RefSeq names its product Zn(II)2Cys6 transcription factor. Gene Ontology annotation, molecular function: DNA-binding transcription factor activity, RNA polymerase II-specific; zinc ion binding. The transcript has 6 exons. The coding region runs from base 1 to 2532 and encodes 843 amino acids. Gene Ontology annotation, biological process: regulation of DNA-templated transcription. NCBI's taxonomy places the organism in Eukaryota, Fungi, Ascomycota, Eurotiomycetes, Eurotiales, Aspergillaceae. The record is from RefSeq and is a predicted model, not a curated record.